Molecule: messenger RNA, 496 nt
Organism: Myotis brandtii (Brandt's bat)
Lineage: Eukaryota; Metazoa; Chordata; Mammalia; Chiroptera; Vespertilionidae
Product: prolyl 4-hydroxylase subunit alpha-2
Exons: 2
Coding region: 105-461 (118 amino acids)
Source: RefSeq, a predicted model, not a curated record
UUCCUUUUCCUUCUUGUUCUUUGCCUUUUCUAGACCCGAGCCAUGAACGAGCUGGAGGGAAUCUGCGUUACUUUGAACAGUUGCUGGAGGAAGAAAGAGGAAAAAUGGCAUCAAAUCAGACAGAAGCUGGACAAGCGCCCCAGGACAGCAUCUACGAGAGGCCCGCGGACUACCUGCCCGAGAGGGACGUCUACGAGAGCCUCUGUCGUGGGGAGGGCGUCAAACUGACACCCAAGAGGCAGAAGAGGCUUUUCUGUAGGUACCACGAUGGCAACGGGACGCCACAGCUGCUCAUCGCCCCCUUCAAAGAGGAGGACGAGUGGGACAGCCCGCACAUCGUCAGGUACUACGACGUCAUGUCUGACGAGGAAAUCCAGAGGAUCAAGGAGAUCGCAAAACCCAAAGUAGGUGUCUGCAGGUCCUUCUUGGGUCCUGGUACCGUGGGGCCGUUUGUCGCUUAGCCCGCUGGCCUUGGCCAGCGUCCGGCAUGAGCCCG